UAUAAGUGUCUUAUCAACCCACUAAUUACCAUACUUAUGGUAAAAUUUCCGAGAGUGAGAGAGAGAGGGGCUGUUUCACUUUUAUCUGUUAAGAUGGCGUGGCUGGCAAUGCUGAGCUUCGCGUACCCGCCACCGCAGUCGGUGUUCAUCACGGUGUUGACAGUGUUCAGCACGGUGGGGACGGCUAAUGCGGGUCUGUCAGAGUUGAGGGGGACGCACCUGAAGUACUCCAAGUUCUGGAGCAUCAACUCUCCAGCGAGGGAGGCGCGGCUUCAAAGCCGGACAGGCAUGCUCAUUAUCUACAUGCCGGCCAUCCUCCUUGGAGCCGCAUCCUUCUGGGUCUUUCCCGUCGGCAAUAGCAAGGACCUCCGCUUCCUCAUCCUCAGAGCCGCUCUUACCCUCCAUUUCUUAAAGAGGGUUCUUGAGGUUCUGUUCGUCCACAAGUUCAGCGGUUUAAUGGCCGUGGGCUCCAUGUCCGACAUCUCCCUAAGCUACUUCGUCUUCACCGCAAUCUCCAUCUACAUCCAGUACUUAUCCCGAGACCUCCCCAAGCCCAGGAUCGACCUGACCUAUCACGGGGUCGUGCUCUUCCUGACUGGGAUGGCGGGCAACUUCUACCACCAUCUUGUCCUGUCCAGGCUGCGGAAGUCGCAAGGUGAGAAGGAGUAUAAAAUCCCAAGUGGGGGGCUAUUCGAUUUGGUUACGUGCCCACAUUACCUCUUCGAGAUCAUUGAUUUUGUCGGACUUUCCUUCAUCUCUCAGACGAUUUACGUCUUUGCCUUCACUUGUGCCACAAUCAUUUACUUGAUGGCAAGGAGCUGUGUAACUAGGAGAUGGUACCUUUCCAAGUUUGAGGAUUUCCCUAGACGUGUCAAGGCCCUUGUCCCUUUUAUUUUCUAAUCACAUUCCAAAAGGGGGAACAGAUAAAUAAUAUAUGUGAUUGUAUGUAUGUUUUAUUUUAUAAGUGGUAAUUUUUUUUC
Molecule: messenger RNA, 980 nt
Organism: Punica granatum (pomegranate)
Lineage: Eukaryota; Viridiplantae; Streptophyta; Magnoliopsida; Myrtales; Lythraceae
Source: RefSeq, a predicted model, not a curated record